GAUAUCAUCUUACUCUGCCUGUGGGUUGUCCUCUUCAUCACGGGCAUGGCCUACCAGCUAACCCGUGAGCGCUCAGGACCUCCCUUCCACCCUCCAAGUCUGGCGUCUUGGAGAGCCACGAAAAAAAUGGCCAACUUUGUCUUCGAUAAGGUCUUUGCCUGCUUGCCCAUGGACCCAGACCCUGGAGGUGCAGGCAUUGAGGACCAGCCGACAUGGAGGCUCCGGCUGAGUUACUGCUUCAGGUUGGUCCGGCAGAAGGUCACCUGCAGGAAGCGCGAUGAGACGGAAUCAGGCUACGAGAGUUUCCAGAGAGUGCGGUCCAUGUCUCAGAGUGUUGACGAACCCGAUUCAGAGUUUUCGGCAUCGCUAUUCACAAGGAUUAAGGAGAGGAUCGAUGAGUGGGUUGAGAGUAUCCGCUCACGCUUCAGAAGAGAGGACGAGGAAUUGCUGCAGCAGACAGAGGUUUCACCGGAGAGGAAUGAGGAUGAGGAGCAGCUGCAGGACGUGUCAGUUUCAUGCUGCAAUUUUCGGAAGAGUCAAGUGGUACUUGAUGAUGCUUAUACUAACAGUAAUGCUGAACAAGAGACAUGAAAAAACCUCUUUUGAUUUCCUUCUCUCUUUUUCUAUUUAUACAUAAUUCUCCUUUUCUAUUUUGUUCCUUGUAUAAUUUUCCCCUUUUUUUCAUUUAUUUUUCGUUUAUCGUGAUUCUCAAAUGAACUGUACAGAGAAUGCAGUAUUUUAUGAUUAGUUGGUACAUUGUAAUUGUAAAUGCACAGAUACCAGAAAGAUCAGAAUAGACAGGUAUUUCACAGACCUGGUGCUUUUUCGCCAGUGAAGGUCUCAAUGCAUUAUUUUUUUUAGGAUAUGUGUUAAUUAUAGAUAAGUAUAAAAAAAAG
Molecule: messenger RNA, 896 nt
Organism: Penaeus vannamei (Pacific white shrimp)
Lineage: Eukaryota; Metazoa; Arthropoda; Malacostraca; Decapoda; Penaeidae
Source: RefSeq, a predicted model, not a curated record